GCGGCCACAGGGCGGCUGCACCAGGAGGUGCGUGUCCGGCCCAAGACGGGAGCCCCAGGCCAGGGAGGGGCAGAGGCUGGGCCUGAGGCCUGGGCCGGCCACUGGACUAGUGCUCGGUGCCUGCCGGAAAGAUGAAGACUUGUCUUUUAAGGAUGACAACGUGCAGGAAAGGCCUGUCAACUGAUCUCCCCUACUGUGGGCCCACAGCACCCCUCAGACCCCACACUACCCACACUCACUGCUUGGCCUGUGGCCCUACCUUUUCUCUGAGGUCUUCUCUUACUCCAUCGUUCCCCAGGACAGGGAAUUAGCCAGAAACAGAGUCCCCUUUCUGUCUGUGACAGUGUUUCCCUCCCUACAGUAACCUGUCCACAGGCCCAUCCAACCAUCAUUGUCCCCAGCCUGACAUCUUUUCUCACCCUCUUCCCUUCACCCAGGGAACCCUCUCCCUCUCUGCUCCACCCCCAACCUCCUUUGUCUUGGUUUCCUGGUCAUGACUGCCUCCCUGUCCCCUCCCACACCCAUUUGCCCACCAUCCUCCCAGCCGUCCCAGCACCCUCCUUCCUAAUCUUGGGAGGCAUCUUGUCUGGCUGAACUGGAGAAUUCCGGGAUCCAGGCCAUACUCCCUAGCCGACAGCCCCAUCCUUGGGAGGAGGAGCAGGAGGGGAAGCGCUGGGGUGGGGGGUGAUGGGACAAGGUCAGGCCAGGAGGCCCCUGAGGACGGAGACUUCGAGGGGACUGGGACUGAGGGGAAAGCCAAGGAGCCGGGGCCCUGGCCCCGAGGAAGAGGGGGGCCAGCAGGAGGUAUUUGCGGGGGAAGUUCAGCAGCUGUCUUCCCUGAGACAGGGACACAUGGGCCUGGUUAUCCGUCUUGUCAUAUAUGGCGUGGUAGGCGAUGGAAAAGGGAGACAGACAGGGCAAGCUCAGGAGAGCUCGAGCACAGAGGGAAGUGGCAUUAGCUGUCGGAGCCACUAAGCCCUCCCACAGAGGGGCCCCUGAGCCCAGCCUAACCACCCCCUGCACACACCCCUCACCUUGCAGUCCUCUCAAAUGGUCCAGACCCUUUUCCUAUAACACUGACCAAUGACAGGGUCAUUCCCUAAAACAGGCAAUGCCCACAUUGCCACUGGGACAGGGGGAAUAAGACAUGACCCCCAAGGGGUUAUAGGAGACAAAGGCAGGAAAGCAAGAGCCCUAGUGGGUCUCAGCAGCAGGUGUGUUGUCCAGGGAAAAGAAUCUGGCCAGAUAGGAACUGAAAAACCCACCAGUCUAAAACUAGAACCAGAUCUCUGCUCCUCUUCCACAGGAACAAAAAUGUCCUGCCAGAUUUCUCCUGGGAAAAAAGACCUGUUCCCCUCCCAUCUUCUCCCCCAGCCAGGUCUCAGGUUUCCCAUCUCCUAGAAAAAGAUGGAUCCCCCUGUUGAAAUCCUCCCUGUGGCUCCCCGGAGUGCGGCCUGCUGUGCACCGGGGUCCUGGAGCCCUUCUCCACCCGGAUAGAUUCCAGACCCUCUUCCUCAGCCCACCUGUGCCCCACUGUGCAAGAAGUGCCAGAGCCCAAGCCGCCUCCAUGGCCCCAGGAAGGAUUCAGGGGAGAGGCCCCAUCCAGGGAGCCACUCCUACCAGACAGCCUGGCCAGAAUGGAGCUGACUGAACUGCUCCUCGUGGUCAUGCUUCUAACUGCAAGACUGGAUCUGUGUCUCCCGGCUCCUCCUGCCUGUGACCCCCGUCUCCUAAAUAAACUGCUUCGUGACUCCCAUGUCCUUCACAGCAGACUGAGCCAGUGUCCAGACGUUAACCCUUUGUCCACACCUGUCCUGCUGCCUGCUGUGGACUUUAGCUUGGGAGAAUGGAAAACCCAGAAGGAGCAGACCAAGGCACAGGAUGUUCUGGGAGCCACGGCCCUUCUGCUGGAAGGAGUAAUGGCAGCCCGGGGACAACUGGGACCCACCUGCCUCUCAUCCCUCCUGGGACAGCUUUCUGGACAGGUCCGCCUCCUCCUUGGGGCCCUGCAGGGCCUCCUGGGAACCCAGCUUCCUCCACAGGGCAGGACCACAACUCACAAGGACCCCGACGCCAUCUUCCUGACCUUCCAGCAACUGCUCCGGGGAAAGGUGCGCUUCCUGCUGCUUGUCAUAGGGCCCACCCUCUGUGCCAAGCAGGCCCUCCCCACGACAGCUGUCCCAAGCAAUACCUCUCUACUCCUCACACUGCACAAGCUCCCAAACAGGACUUUUGGAUUGUUGGAGACAAACUCCAAUGUCUCAGCCAGAACUACUGGCUCUGGACUUCUGAAGAGGCUGCACGGAUUCAGAGCCAAGAUUCCUGGUCUGCUGAACCAAACCUCCAGGUCCCUAGACCAAACGCCUGGACCCCUGAACAGGACACACGGACCCUUGACUGGAACCCAUGGACUCUUUCCUGGACCCUCACCCACAGCCCUAGGAGCCCCAGACAUUCCUCUGGGAGCUUCAGACAUGGACUCCCUGCCCCCCGACCUCUGGCCUGGAUAUUCUCCUUCCCCAACCCAUCCUCCUAUUGGGCAAUACACACUCUUCUCUCCUUCACCCACCUCGCCCACCCCCCCGGAGCCAGCUCCAACCUCCAUCUCCUGACUCCUCUGUCACACCCCACUCGACCAGUCCUCUUCUAAUUGCAGCCCACCCUCACUUCCAGAAUCCAGCUUAAGAGGAGUAAGGUACUCUGGCCCUGCCAGCAUCAGCACUGUCUCCAUGUAAACUUCCCUUUCUGGGAGGGGAGGCCCUGGGAGUCAAGUUAUACCAGAUUUCCUGCUUUCACCUGAAACCCAAACCCCUGCUAAUGGGGGAUACACGGGACAGAAAAGGGGAUCAUUUUUCACUGUAUAUUGUAAAACUUCAGAAGCUAUUUUUUUAAACUAUCAAUAAUAUUCACCAGAGCAGCUAGCUAGUUAUCUUUGGUCUGUUUUCUGCACAAAUUUACAGCUUACUAAUUCUCUACGUGCUCUUUUUCAUACAACAAUUCUGCAAAGGGCUGGACCGGCCUGACUUCUGAAUGGAGGUAGAAACUAACCUUACAUCAGAAAACAGGGAAAAAAAGAGCUUUGGUUUUCUGCUCAGAACUAAGGUUAGUCUCUUUAUCCCCUUUACUUUCAUUCUCAGUGGGACUCUGAUCUCCUUUUCUUAGGAGAUCCCUACUCUUGUCU
Messenger RNA from Ailuropoda melanoleuca (giant panda), 3181 nucleotides. It is a transcript of the gene THPO, whose product is annotated as thrombopoietin. The coding region runs from base 1638 to 2612 and encodes 324 amino acids. Gene Ontology annotation, biological process: positive regulation of ERK1 and ERK2 cascade; cell population proliferation; positive regulation of hematopoietic stem cell proliferation. The record is from RefSeq and is a predicted model, not a curated record. NCBI's taxonomy places the organism in Eukaryota, Metazoa, Chordata, Mammalia, Carnivora, Ursidae. The transcript has 7 exons. Gene Ontology annotation, molecular function: cytokine activity; hormone activity. Gene Ontology annotation, cellular component: extracellular region.